Messenger RNA from Diospyros lotus (date-plum), 840 nucleotides. RefSeq lists its product as uncharacterized. The record is from RefSeq and is a predicted model, not a curated record. Bases 16 to 525 code for a protein of 169 amino acids. The transcript has 2 exons. Lineage: Eukaryota; Viridiplantae; Streptophyta; Magnoliopsida; Ericales; Ebenaceae.
AUUUAUGGUCACGUGAUGCCCAAUUCUAGCUUUAGAUGGAAAACCAAUUCUCAGGGGAGGGGUUGGAAAAUAAAUUCCAGGCAUUUGGGAGGAAAAGAAGAAGAUGCUGCAGCAGCAAACAGCAAAGGAGCGGAAGCGAAGGAGAAGAAAAGGGGAAGCGCGGCCGGCAGUCGCAAUGAGGAGGGGAAGCUCAAUCCGAAGCGGGUUCUAGUGGUUUCUUCGUUGGCGGGAAAGGCCUGUUCUGAGCGAACCAGGAUGGGGGCUCCGAUGGAAGCAACGAUGACCGACAACGCCGUGAACGAUAAUUCCGAGGACAGUAGAGGAGGAGGUAGAUCCAGAAAUCUCCCAAGGCUCUUCAUCAAAGAAAUGGUGCUCCGGAAUUUCAAAUCCUACGCUGGCGAGCAACGUGUCGGCCCCUUUCACAAGAAAACGAGCCAAGCAGGUAAUUCCCCAAUCCGGUUUCUCUUCUUUAUGGAGGUUCCUCUUAUUUUAUGUCUUGCGCUUUCCACCAUUAAGAAAUGUUAAAGAGGGAAAGAAUUGAAUUCGAUAACUUGCUCAGUUGAAGACGAUGCUGCCAAUCAUCGCCUCUUCCCUCUUCUCGGCUUUGCUCUGCUCCUAUGUAUGUAUGUAUAUUUGUGUAUAUACACACACACACAAAGCUGGGUGUGUAUGUAUGGGUGUGUGUAUGUAUAUUUGUGUAUAUAUAUUUGAUUUUUUUUGAAUAUUUUGUAUAGUAUAUUUGGUUUUUUGAAUAUUUUGUAUAAUAUAUUUGAUUUAUUUUUAGGUAAUUUCUAGGUAAAAAAUUAAGACAAUCAAAUGCCUUCAAUUGAUAUUUUCCCU